This is a messenger RNA of Linnemannia hyalina, 1323 nucleotides long. The record is from the annotation of a GenBank genome assembly. NCBI's taxonomy places the organism in Eukaryota, Fungi, Mortierellomycota, Mortierellomycetes, Mortierellales, Mortierellaceae.
AUGGCCCGCUUCCGCUCAAAACUCACACUCGUCCUCGGCCUGUGCCUGGCUUUGGCACUCACAAAGACCGCCCACACCGCCGCCGUCGACGAACGGCCCUCUGUCAUCUGUCGCGAGGGCGCCUGCUACCCCCGAGUCUUCCGCCCCACCACAGAGUUCCAAGAAGUCCUCGAAGGCCAGGAGAUUCCUACAGGCCUUCAUGUACAAAUGGACUUUGAGACACACAAAAAGUUUGCAAAACUCAUGGACCCCAACGACAUCCAACAAAAACCCGCCACAGACUCCAUCCUCGUCGUCGACACCGACACCCCAGGAACCUUCCAACACCAAGUCGGUCAAAACAACAAUAUGCCCCCCGUCAUUGACCUUCUCCAAACAGACCAGGAAGCAGAUAUUGCGCAAUUGGAAGAGAGCAGUCGUAUGAACCUCCAGACCGCCUUUGAUUCCAUUACUGAACUCCAACAACACCACCAAGAAGCUCAGGACCGAGAGCUUGCUGCUCCUGCUGUUGCUCCUGCUGCUGGUGCCCGGAAGAGCGACCACCAGAUCUAUCAGGAGCUGCUCGGGACCUUAAAGACCAACCAGAACAAUGUCGAGAUUGCACAGGCAUUGGAGGGGCUGGCCGAUCUGGCGAGUGACAUGGAUUUCGGACUCCAACUGUCCGAAGGCGAGGGGUUGAGGACUUUGGUCAAGCAUGUUCGCUGCUCUUCUGGGGAUCGGAUCGUUUGUGAUGACCAGCGCCGUGUCCGAUCCGUCGCCGCCCUCGUCAUUGGCACCUCACUCCAGAACCACGCAAAGGCACAAGAAGCAGCAUACAAACACAACCUCCACAAAGUCCUCCUACGCCAACUCGAGAUCGAAACCGACUCCCAAGUCCUCCGCCGCCUCAUCUUUGCCUACUCCUCCCUCGUUCGUGGAUCCCAACACCAAAACGCCCUCAUCCAGGACGACGAUAUCGAACGCCUUGCGCAGAUCUAUAACAAGUCGACCGACUCUGUCUUCCGCCGCAAGUGUGUCUACCUCAUGUCUGAUUUCGCCGACCCCGAUAUGCAGUUCAUUCCCUCCACCAACGAUACCGCCGCUGAUGCCGCUGAUAGUAAGACUGCCGACUCUGCUGUUGUUGUGGAGGAGGGGGACGCGGCUGUUGCUGUGACACCUACCAAUGUCGGACCAUGGUGCGAGACCCUUCAAGAGAACAAGACGACUCAGGACGGAGAGGAUCAGGACGAUUGGGAGAUUAUUGACCGCGCCGUCGAGCUCUUGCACGCCUCUUAUCCCGACACCUGUAUCCUCACCGGCGUCCGCUCCAAGGAUGAGCUGUAA